UUGGUAUUGCAGUGGUGCGUGUGUGUGUGUGUGAUGUAGUUUUGAAUAAUUGUGAUUUGUUUGCAUACAAAGCGCCUAAUUGUUUACUAAACUAAAAGAAGUAAGCAUCGACAUAGUAGAAAUACACACACACACACACUAGUAGCGUAAUGUUCGAAGAUGCGCAUGCGCGGCCGCAGAUUGCUACCAAUUGUGUUAUCGCUAAUCGUCAUCAUUAUCUUGUGCAUCAGCUACAUAUCGAAUCAUUUGCAUCGUGAUGACGAUAAUGAUGAACAAGAUGAGUUCCUCGUUCAUCUGCCUCCCGCCCCCGCUACUGCCACAGCUGCAGAUGAAAAUAGAGUCAUCACCCCUUCUGCUCCUGGUGCACUGCUCAAUCUGAGCAACUUUGAGUAUCUGCUGGCCAGCGACGUUUGUCGUCGUGCCGAGCGAGAAUUGCUAGCCGUGCUCAUUGUCACCUCGUAUGCCGGACACGAUGCACUGCGUGCCGCUCACCGUCAGGCGAUUCCACAGAGCAAGCUGGCCGAGAUGGGAUUGCAGCGUGUCUUUCUGCUGGCAGCGCUGCCGCCGCGCGAAAAGUUUGUGACACAGCCGCAGCUGGCGUCGGAACAGACACGCUUCGGGGAUCUGCUGCAGGGCAACUUUGUGGAGGACUAUCGCAAUCUGAGCUACAAGCAUGUGAUGGGAUUGCGUUGGGCGGCCAACGAAUGCGGCAGCGGGCGCAGCAAGUUCAUCAUCAAGCUGGACGAUGACAUCAUCUACGAUGUGUUCCAUCUGCGACGCUACUUGGAAUCCCUAGAAGUGGAUGCCCCGGCGCUGGCCACAAGCAGCACUCUCCUGGCUGGCUAUGUGCUCGAUGCCAAGCCGCCCAUACGUAAUCAGGCCAACAAAUGGUAUGUGACCAAGCAGGAGUAUCCACAUGCCCUGUAUCCCGCCUAUCUGUCGGGUUGGCUCUACAUCACCAAUGGGGCAACGGCGGCGCGUCUUGUGGCGGAGGCGGAACGCGUGGCCAUCUUCUGGAUCGAUGACACUUGGCUGACGGGCGUGGUGCGCACUCGUCUAGGGAUUCCGCUCAAGCGGCACAAUGCUUGGUAUUCGGCCAAUGCCGAGUUCCUCGACUGUUGUGUGCGGGAUCUCAAGCAGCAUGGCUACGAGUGUGAAUACUUUGCCGGGCCCAAUGGUGGCGAUGCCAAGCUCCUGGUCGAGUUUCUGCACAAUGUCGAGAAGUGCUACUUUGAUGAGUGCAGCAAGCGGCCAGCGGGAAAAUCCCUCAAGGAGACGUGCCUAGCCAGCGUCAAGUCGCCAGCUCCCGAGCACGGUGUCGCCCAUGUAGAGCCGCUGAAGCUGAGAUGACCACCGAUCAAUAUUACUUAAGAGUACCGUCCACAAAAUACAACCGAGUCCAGCGCAAUACUAAUCUAUAACUAUACAAAUACAUAUAUAUACUCGUAUAUAUACUCACAUACACAGACUAAGAGAAUCGUAGGCUUAGGCAUAUUCCAUUGUGCAAGCUGAAGUCCAGCCAUAGUUUUAAGUUGCAAAUGUAAACCGUAAUUUAU
Molecule: messenger RNA, 1556 nt
Organism: Drosophila albomicans
Lineage: Eukaryota; Metazoa; Arthropoda; Insecta; Diptera; Drosophilidae
Product: beta-1,3-galactosyltransferase brn
Exons: 2
Coding region: 160-1350 (396 amino acids)
Cellular component (GO): membrane
Molecular function (GO): hexosyltransferase activity
Source: RefSeq, a predicted model, not a curated record